Messenger RNA from Clupea harengus (Atlantic herring), 1793 nucleotides. RefSeq names its product sodium- and chloride-dependent GABA transporter ine-like. The record is from RefSeq and is a predicted model, not a curated record. The transcript has 10 exons. NCBI's taxonomy places the organism in Eukaryota, Metazoa, Chordata, Actinopteri, Clupeiformes, Clupeidae. Gene Ontology annotation, cellular component: plasma membrane. Bases 406 to 1788 code for a protein of 460 amino acids. Gene Ontology annotation, biological process: amino acid import across plasma membrane; nitrogen compound transport; sodium ion transmembrane transport. Gene Ontology annotation, molecular function: amino acid:sodium symporter activity.
UAUAGCCCAAACGCUCUCUCACAGCAAGACUACGUUGUCACUCAAAAUACAAUGGACAACGCCCUGAAGCAUUGCAUAUAAACAAAAUGCAUAUAUUAUAAUAUAUUAUAUAAUUUUUGCGUAGAUUAGUGUUGCACUGCAAAAAAAAAAAAAGAUCCAUAUCAGUUAUGUGUUACAGUAAUGGUUAACAUAUGUUCCCUAAACUAAAGAGUCACCGAAGGAAUGCUCCCAGGGGACAUCUCAGUCUUCAGAAGAUUCAGAUCCACAUUUCACCACAGCUUUCACCACAGCUUUCACCACAGCUUAACCUGAUAGAUAGCCAGACAGACAGGCAGUGUCAACGUGUGGUUCUCCUGCAUUCUCUCUGCACACUUAAUGUAAAGACCAUACACACACAUCGCCAACAUGGACUCGUGCCAAGACCAGAGAGACGGUCUCAGACAGCAGCAGAGAGGCACCUGGAGCAGCCGUCUGGAGUUUGUUCUGGCGUCCAUCGGCUAUGCCGUGGGCCUGGGGAACGUCUGGAGGUUUCCUUACCUGUGCUACAGGAAUGGGGGAGGUGCAUUCUUCAUCCCGUAUGUCAUCAUGCUGUUUCUCUGUGCACUGCCACUGUUGCUGAUGGAGUUCACCGUCGGCCAGUUCACACAGUGUGGGCCUGCUCAAGCUUUUAAGAAAAUAUGCCCAUUGCUCAAAGGAAUUGGAAUGGGCACUGUGGUGGUCUCCUUCAUCCUGAUUGGCUACUUCAACACCCUCAUGAGCUGGAUCCUCUUCUACUUCUUCAGCUCCUUCAGCUCUCCUCUGCCGUGGCAGUCAUGCAACAACACGUGGAACGUUCUAGAAAACUGUUCUGUUCAGUUUACUGUCAAUGACACGUUCCAACAGUCAGCCAGCCAGCAGUUUUUUAACUACAGGCUCCUGGAAAUCAGCACAGGUCUUGAAGACAUGGGCAGCAUACGCUGGGAACUGUUUGCUUGCCUUAUUCUUGCCUGGGCGAUAGAGUACUUCAGUAUCUUCAAAGGGGUCAAAUUCACUGGCAAGGUAGUGUAUUUCACGGCGCUGUUUCCCUACGCCAUCCUCUUCAUCCUUCUGGUGUUUACCACCAGACUGCCGGGGGCCACAGACGGCAUCCUCUUCUUCCUCACGCCUAAAUGGCACAAACUGAAAGAGGUCCAGGUCUGGAUCGAUGCCCUUUCACAAAUCUUCUUCUCCAUCGGUGUGGGGUUUGGAGUCAUGAUCUCAAUGGCCAGCUACAACAACUUCAACAACAACAUCCUCAGAGAUGCUCUCGUCGUGAUCGUGGCCAACUCAGCCACCAGUGUGUUCUCCGGGUUCGUGGUCUUUUCUGCGCUUGGAUACAUGGCUCACAUACGCAGUGUCACCAUAGAGGAUCUUGCUGUUGAAGGGCCAGGCCUUGCGUUUGUGGUUUAUCCUGAGAUCUUGGCCACCCUGCCCGUUCCCCAGCUAUGGGCUUUUCUCUUCUUCCUCAUGCUGCUCUGCCUGGGAUUGGACAGUCAGUUUGCCCACUUAGAGCUGCUGGUCACCACGGUGAUGGACGGGGUUGGUCCGAAGCUGCCCCCAGCUCUGAGACAAAAGGAGGUCGUGGUGCUUUUGGUGUGUUUACCCAGCUUCCUGGUGGGCCUGCCCUGUGUUUUCCAGGGCGGGGUCUACAUGUUUCAGCUGCUGGACCACUACACUGUCGCAGUCUCCAUUCUCGUGAUAGCUGUGCUGGAAAUUGCUGCCAUCAGCUGGAUAUUAGGUAGUACUGUACCGUCGUUAAAAGUCAUGUGAUAUUA